This is a messenger RNA of Acaromyces ingoldii, 894 nucleotides long. Its product is annotated as inosine guanosine and. The record is from RefSeq and is a predicted model, not a curated record. Gene Ontology annotation, molecular function: purine-nucleoside phosphorylase activity. Gene Ontology annotation, cellular component: cytoplasm. Lineage: Eukaryota; Fungi; Basidiomycota; Exobasidiomycetes; Exobasidiales; Cryptobasidiaceae. Gene Ontology annotation, biological process: nucleoside metabolic process. The annotation marks the transcript as partial. The transcript is spliced from 2 exons.
CUCCGCAGGCCCAAGUGGGGCAUCAUCUGCGGGUCUGGCCUGAGCGGCCUCGUGGACCAUCUCGAGGACAAGGUGCUGGUGCCGUACGCCGACAUCCCGGGCUUCUCGGAGUCGACCGUGGCGGGCCACCAGUCGUCGCUGGCCUUUGGCUACAUCGUCGAUGGCGGCAAUCCCACCGCCAGGGUGCCCGUCGUCGCCGCCCUGGGCCGCUUCCACCUGUACGAGGGCCACUCGCCCGCCUCGUGCGUGUUUCCCGUCCGCUUCAUGCGCGUACUCGGCGCCGAGGCCGUUGUCGUCACCAAUGCCGCGGGAGGCCUGCACCCAGACUGGGACGUCGGCACCAUUGUCUCGAUGCACGACCACCUCAGCCUGCCCACGCUCGGCUCCCUCAACCCGCUCGUCGGACCGUCGUUUCCCCUCGGCCCGCGCUUCCCGCCGACGUCGGACGCAUACGACCCCCUGCUGCGCACCAGCCUCUUCCGCGGCGCCGCCCAGCUCGGCCUCGCGGGCGGCCAAGGCGGUGGCCCGCAGCUGCUCCAGUCGGGCACCUACGCCUACGUCAUGGGGCCCUCGUACGAGUCGCGCGCAGAGUGCCGCUUCCUCCGCGCCGCCGGCGCAGACUGCGUCGGCAUGUCGACGGUGCCCGAGGUCAUUGCCGCGCGCCAGGCCGGCCUCAAGGUGCUCGGCAUCAGCCUCAUCACCAACAAGGUCGUCGUCUCGCCCUACUUUGAUGCCGCCGCCGUCGCUGCCGAGGCCGCGUCCGACGCAGACGCGCAGGCGCGCGCACGCGACAUGCUCCAGCAAGAUGCCGGCGAGGCCGCAAACCACCAGGAGGUCCUCGAAGUCGGCAGGAAGCGCGCAGACGACAUCCGCAGGCUUGUCCAGCAUGUCAUC